Molecule: messenger RNA, 4469 nt
Organism: Pogona vitticeps (central bearded dragon)
Lineage: Eukaryota; Metazoa; Chordata; Lepidosauria; Squamata; Agamidae
Source: RefSeq, a predicted model, not a curated record
GGCAGGAGGGGGAGAAAGGCCUCCCCUGAGGAUCUUAACACCUGAGCAGGUUUAGAAAGGGAGACACGGUCUUCGAGAUGGCCUGGGACUGAGUCGUUUAGGGCUUCAUAGAACCAGCACUUUGAAUUGUGCCUGGAAAGGGAAUCGGCAGCCCACGAAGUGGCUGUAACAGGGAGGUUGUGCCAUUGCCCGUAUGCAGCCCCAGGCAAGCCCCUGUCCAUUGCUUGUGGUUUCCACAGGCCAUCCAGUGCGAGUACAGGUUGGAAAGAUACUUGAACACCCAAAAUCGUAUCAUGCCAACUGGUGGAAGUCCAGGGACACAAAGCUCAGCAGCGAAUUGCCACCAAUUUAAGAGUUGGCGCUUUGAUUUCUCAGAACGCACAAAUCACACAGUUGGUGCAAAGCGAGAAACGGCGCACGUCUUGACCUCUCAGCGGGUGCCGGUUUGCCUCUAAGAGUGAUGCCACCGGACGGAGGGCGGGUGGGUAUCAGCAAUGAAAUUCUGGCCACUUCCUAAUCAUGGUGCUCUUUUAACAAAAUUACUGUUUUGCAGGCUGCUUGGAGUGACUCCUUGAUUCAAUGAGAAAGCCAGUCUUUAAAAAUAGUAAUUAUUUAUGACAUGGGCAUAUAUUAACUAAUCGUGUGUGAUUUGCAUACGGCGUAUAUAUUUUAUCCUCAUGCACCGGAAUAGAACAGCUUGUGCUGAAUAAAAGGUGAGCUUUUUGAUGAGAAUCGCAGGAAAGUUAGCACGAAGCAACGUGGAGACGCUGGGGGAGAGAUGAACGUGCCACAUCCAUGUUUCAUGCCUGCCCUGGAAAUGCCCUUCUCUUCGCUACCACUACCGAAUGGGAUCAACUUACAACCAAACCCUGUCCCGACAGCACCUCUGGACGCAGAGAGCACAGCAUGGAGCAAGUUCAUGCGGGGCGGCUGGGGGGGGCACCAAUAUACUGUACCCCUGUGGCAAAAAAGCAACAGAUGCCUUGGGACGGCUCGCAGCUGUCUUCCGCUUGUAAUAAACGCACACCUGUGUACAACCGGUGGUUGAAAGUGGGGACAGUAGCUCGUCGCCUACUGCUAGCCAUAGCUAGAGAGUAAAUACAUUUUGAGGGGAUAAAGAAGAGUCAACACCUUGGUAAAUCUCACAAAUCAAUAUGCGAAAUCUUGUUGGCACAAAGCGGUGCCAUGCUAGCUUUAUGAUGUAAUCCUCUGGUUUUGGAAAAUUGUAAUUUAAAUUAAAUUAAAGCUUUUGGGCGGCAACAGUGUCCAAUCUUGGUUGGCGGGAGUUAAAAUCUGGUAUAGAAAAGAAGCAAACCGACUAAAGGAAACGGAAGGAGGAUCUGAUCUGGAUUAUAUUUGCAACCGAGGAGGAAUAAGGGUUGGCCCAUCAGAGCCUUCAGAAAAGGAACUGGAAGUGACCUCUCCAGUAGUCAUGGGAAGGGGCUUCAGAGACAGAGGACAUUAAAGGCUGGAGCAAAUGGCGCAUCGUCUGACCUUUUGCCAUUCCACAUAUCCCAUGUGAUGUUAUAAAAGCACUCAGCUGGACCACAGGCUGUUCCUCCAGAUCCUUCCAAAGGACCAUGGACAUUAUUUUCAUAAAUUGCCGAGCCCUGGACCAAAAGUUAUGGAUUGAAAAGCCCCAACCUGUGCUACUCCUGAGGUGGACCAAGCAAAAAGCCCCUGGCUUGGCUGGGGUUCCAGAAGAUGCUCAAGCUUCCGGAAGGCCGAUUGUGUGGACGUUCCACAGGCCCACCAUCGGCCAUUUCUCUUUCAGCCGUUACUUGGAGCGGACCCUCUGUCAGGCGCAGGGCAGGGUGCAGAGUGGAGAUGGCGGCUUCCCCUGAGAGGGCUUCCACGUGGGAACCUCCCCCGGUCCAGUGAAUCAGGCCGCUGGCCCGGUGGUCAAGGCCAGCCCUCGUUUCCUAGCAACGCAGAAGGAGAACCCGCUGACGUCGGCCUCCCAUUGCUGAUGCAGGUCUCAAAUGACGUGGAACCGCUACCAGGAGCCGCACCUGGUGAUGGGUGCCCCAGCUGGGGUGCUCCUGGGGAUCGUGGCCCUCCUGCGGUUGUUGGGGGCGCACGGCUAUGACCCAGAAACUUGUGGGAAGCGGCCCCUGGCCCCCAGCCAUGGCGGCAGCCUGCGGAUCGUGGGUGGCAUCGAUGCCUUGCCAGGAUCGUGGCCUUGGCUGGUCAGCAUCCAGAUCCCUUCCGACAAGGGGCCAAAGCACUCGUGCGGGGGGUCCUUGCUGGCCCCUCCUUGGGUCCUCACGGCGGCCCACUGCUUCAAGACAAAGAGGAGGUCCUUGCAUCUUUGGAAGAUCGUGGUGGGUGCCACGGACCUCUCCGACUUGCCCAAGACGGUCCAGCUACGCUCCGUGCGCAAAGUCAUCCUUCACCAGGAUUAUAAUCCACGCACAGAGGCCAACGACAUUGCGCUCAUUCAGCUUGACAACCCUGUCACCUUCGGCAACUACGUGCAGCCAGCCUGCUUGCCCGAGAGCACUGCGGACUCCAAAACCACCUUCUCCCACUGCUACAUCAGUGGCUGGGGAACCACCUCUCAGAACAGUGUUAAAACUUCAGAUGUCCUGCAGGAAGCAAAAGUGAACCUUCUGCAGACAGAGAAGUGCAACAGUAGCCACUGGUACAACGGGGCCGUGGGGCCCCACACGUUGUGUGCUGGCUACGUGCAAGGGGGCGUCGACACUUGCCAGGGGGACAGUGGGGGGCCCUUAAUGUGCAAGACGUCCCCCAAAUCCGUCUACUACAUAGUCGGCAUCACUAGCUGGGGCAAAGGCUGUGCCCAAGCCAACAAUCCCGGGAUCUACACCUCGACCAUAGACUUCCUGGAAUGGAUCUUGGGGCAGAUGAUGAGAGCCAAAGCGGGGAAGCCCGCAAGGAAGGAAGGUCUGCCGAAGAACAACACGGAACCCACUCCGGCCCAUCCCGGGGGCAUCACGCUCCUUCCGGUGACCACGCUGGUGCAGAAUGAGUUGGAGUUCCCCACAGAGACCCCAGCGGCCACCACCAGCACCCUCCCCAAGCCGGGCGCCAUCCCUUUGCCCCCAGAUGCCUCCCCGGGAGCCUCUGAAACGGCCGCGGGCGUGGGCAGCAUCCCUCUGCCCCCCGACGCCUCUUCCGAACCCCCCCGAAGCACAAGCGAGUUCUCCUCCACCGCUGCCUCUCUUGAAACCAGCCUUGGCCUGGCCCCUCUGCCAGCAAGCGCCUCUUCGGGAACUCUGGAGACGCCAAGAGAGGAGGGGGGAAGGGGCCUCCCCGCUUCCGCAAAGCCUCCCCAGCGGCCCAAUGCAACCUUGGCCCCAAAGCCUAAUGAGACGGAGCCCACGGUCAUUAUACCCUACACGACGCCGGAGCCCCCCUUUGUCCCCCCACCACCGACCUAUACCACUACUACCGCAGAAGAGGCCACAGAAGAGGCCACGGAAGAGGCCACGGGAGAGCCACUGGCACAGGGACCUGUUUUUCUGGAACCCUCAGAGGAAGAAUCCGCCACCAAGGAACCCUCAGAGACCACCCCAGAGGAGACCACGGCUGCCGAGGAGCCUUCGACGACCACGACCACGACAGGACCUUCGACCAGCUCGCCACGAACGACAAGCACUCUAGAGCCCCCUUACAUUCCCGCUGAUUCAGAGAUGGCUCCGACCCUGGAGCCCCCCUACAUCCCCCCCGAGAACCCGGUCACGUUAGAGCCUCCCUACAUCCCCGACGAGGAGACACUGGUCACUCUGGAACCCCCCUACACCCCCGACGAGUCCACCGUCACUCUAGAACCCCCAUACACUCCUUCAGAAUCCAUGCGCACCCUGGAGCCCCCCUACACACCUUCAGAGAAGCCGUACACCAAGCCAGAGCCUCCGUAUGUUCCCAAGGAGACCCCGGGCAAACUGGGCCGCCCCUAUACGCCGCCAGAGUCCCACAAUCACCCCACCCCGCCUCCAUACGUCCCUAGGGAGUCGACGGCCCAGAUUGAGCGGCCCUAUACACCGCCAGAGUCCCCAAACCCAUAUUUGGAGGGCCCGUACAUUCCUUCAGUGGCCGGCCAAUCCGGCCCCCGACUAGAGCACCCAUAUCUGCCCCGAGAGGAACCUCACCCUAUUGAGCAGCCAUAUAUGCCGCCAGAGGCCCCACCUCCUCGUUUAGAGUCCCCCUUCAUCCCCCCAGACAUAGAAGGGCCCCUGGAGGGCUUGAAACAUCCUCCGCUGAAACCUCGCCCCCGAGGAUCCCAGUACGUCGCUCGAAAGAAAGCUAAAACACCAGAGAACCCCUACUUCCAUCUAAAGACGGCUGCCCCCCUGCAGCUUCCGGAUACUCCUCUAAUCCCUAACGUCCCAGAGCACCCGUAUCUGUAUGGGGUGCCCGUUGCCCAGCCAAAAUCUUCCAGGCGUUUCAGGAUGCCCUACGCUCCUCGCAGCUGGCGGGCCGCUCCUCCUGGCCAGCGCUUAUAA